Paramecium tetraurelia is the source of this 319-nucleotide messenger RNA. RefSeq lists its product as uncharacterized. The record is from RefSeq and is a predicted model, not a curated record. Lineage: Eukaryota; Ciliophora; Oligohymenophorea; Peniculida; Parameciidae. The transcript is spliced from 3 exons.
AUGAGCGACGAUUCAGAAAGUCUUGAAUUUCCAAAUGCUCCCUUUUAUAGUUUUAAUGUAACAGUGGGACUAACAUUAUCAUUAACCAAAUUAUGCGCAAGCAAAUGUAGAUUAUUUAAGCCAGAUCUUGGAGUAAAAUUGAAUGAGAAUGAUGUUCAAUGCAUUUAAAAUUGCGCUGCAUCCAUUAACAAUAACUACUCCACAUUCUCAAAUUAAUUAAAAGAGUCUAUUAAUUUCGAGGAUUCAUUAGGAGCUUUCGAAUAAGAGGAAUGAUACCUUAAAAAGAAUCAAUAUAAAUAACAAAAUAUCAUAUUUUAAA